Molecule: messenger RNA, 1210 nt
Organism: Schistosoma margrebowiei
Lineage: Eukaryota; Metazoa; Platyhelminthes; Trematoda; Strigeidida; Schistosomatidae
Source: the annotation of a GenBank genome assembly
AUCGGGAAACGACCGCGUGUUUAGAAAUUCCGUCAGAAUGGCGGUUCGCGCACAGCAAAGGCCGUCAUUUCGUCGCAGUAACCCCUCACAAACCGGUCCCUUUAUUCCACAAUUCCCCUUGGAUAUUGUUAUGUUAGAACCGAAUCUGAUCAUUCCUGCUGAUGACCAAAAACUAUUACAAUGUUUAUUAGAUCAUCAUGGGAAAUUAACGCCAUCUCCUGAUUCUCAACACGCUCUGUCGAAUUUAAACAAUAGAAUUUGUGAAAUUUUGGAUAAUAUUAUCGUAAAUCCGUCUAUAUUCGAAUCUGGGCAAUUGGAUCAUGUUCGUUCAGUUGGAUCUUUCAAAUUGAACACGUGGUUGAAUGGUUCUUGUAUAUCUGACUUGGCCUGUGUGUUUCGAACACUCCCAACUCUUGAAGCUGUACAAAAUUUAGCAAGUUUUGUUCGUCGCCAGUUGACAAGCAAUAAUUCAUCAUCUGAACAUGUUAAUUGUAAAGUUGAAUUAGAAAGCUAUGGAUUUUCUGUUGCCUCAGGAGACUGUAUUGUACAAGUACUAAUCACUACUACUCCAAUGAAUUUAAAUCGAACAAGUCCUGAUAUACAUAUUAGUUUAGCUGCACAAAAAAUUGCUUUGGCUUCAAUUCGUCAUUUAAGAUGGGCAGAAGACAAUGCAACACAUACUACCGUGAAGGUUUUAAUACGUAUCUUGAAAGAUUUUCGGCGACGUUUUCGUGGUUUUAGUUAUAUGAAUUCCUGGUUGAUAGAUUUAUUAGCUCAUUAUGUUGUAAUGAAUAAUCCAUCACGUCAACCUUUGCCACUUAAUCAUGCGUUCAGACGUGUAUUCCAUCUAUUGGCCAGCGGUUUCCUUCUUCCUAAUAGUACAGGUUUAAUUGAUCCUUGUGAACAAGGAAAUUUACGUCUUCACUCGUUAAUGUCUCUUGUUGAACAGGAUGAAAUAUGUUGUACAGCUCAAGUACUAUUACGAAUUCUUAAUUACGAAGAUUACCCAUCACUAUUCACUCAUACUGAUUUGGAUGAUACAUCAAGAGAACAAUUAUUAAAGACCGCCACAAAAUCGAUUGAUCAUUUGAGUAUUUUAGAAUGGCCUGAACCAGUUGCAUUGCAUUCACAACAAAUAACAGAAAAUGGUAAAAUAAAAUUUGAUUAGACAGGGGAAAAAAAAGCCAAAUACAUUUGUUUUUUAAAUGAA